Suillus plorans is the source of this 1466-nucleotide messenger RNA. RefSeq lists its product as uncharacterized. The record is from RefSeq and is a predicted model, not a curated record. The transcript has 5 exons. NCBI's taxonomy places the organism in Eukaryota, Fungi, Basidiomycota, Agaricomycetes, Boletales, Suillaceae. Bases 291 to 1466 code for a protein of 391 amino acids.
UGUAGGGAUUCAUUUCUGGCUGGGCUUGUAGAGACUGUUUUUACCUUACCUUAUGUUGGCACUUUUGUAGCUUACAUAAGCAAGUUAUCCUUUCACCAGUUACCAGUAGGAGUCAGAGUACUCAGCAAGUUUUCAUGAUAUUUCCUCUCCUCUGAGCCUUGAGCCUGGUCCAGAAACCCUUUAGGGUCGAAUAGCAGCUAGGUUCUGCAAGACCCAACAUUGUUCAGACUCACUCUCUGAAUAGUUGUACCUUCAACGGGCUGUUCCCUACUGCACCCUCACAACCUUGUAUGGCAGUAUCUGUUGAUCUACUUUCAUUUUACUGUGCUCUCUUUGAGCGCUCUUGUGAUGCGAUCAAUGCUCUUGCAUCUGCUCUUAAAACACACUAUUCACGCCGAGGUUUUGAAGUGACUGACUCACGGUGGUAUGACAUCCUUCAGGUUGAAAUCGAACAGCAAGUGGAUGCAGUCCUCCAACGCAGUCGAGACUGUGUGGAAAGUCACCAGUCCCCACCACCGCUUACUGUAAUCAAUGAAGAAAGUUCGACAUCAACUGUCUUACACUUUGGCCGAUGUGCACCACUUAUCGCACAGCGCUGUCCAGCAUGCUUUGGUGGGACACUGUAUGGCAGACCUGUAGAUCAAGGCGGGGACAUACAUGUUGCUACGGAUGGCAAUUUUCAUCAUCACCACCGACGUUCUGCGGGUGACUGUCCUCACUUCUAUGAACCGACUUACUUCCUUUCAAAACAGUCUGUUGAUGCAGUCGGGCGCCGAAUUGAUGCACAAUGCAAGCGACCUCCAAAGCUACGCACAUGCCUUGUGCCUGAUGAAGCUAUUGACCAAUGUGAGAAUGCAUAUGAAGCAGCUGAUGGGAAGAAACAAAAGGCUGCAAUGGACAGCUUUGAUGACACGGGAAUAAUGGCCCUCAUUUGCCGUCAUGAUAUUCCCUUAUUUUUUGCCAACAUCGAUUCUCCCGGAGAGCAGCAGAAGUAUUCAGUAGCACUGAUAGAACACCUGUUCACAUUACUUCCUCCUCAAGCCACAGUUGUUACUCUCUAUGAUGUAGGCUGUGUUCUUGCUCGGUCUCUUUCAAAGUUUGAGAUUCUCCCCCUUGAUAUUGUCUCAUGUCUGCGCUUUGCAACUACGGCUAUGCAUGCCUAUGGUCAUGAAUGGGCCUGUCAGCUGGUGCAUAAUCCACGGAUGUGCAUAGGCCUCAGCUUAUCUGAUGGUGAGGGGACUGAGCAGCUAUGGUCGCAAUUUGUUCACUUGAUUGGUGUAGAAAGGUCAUCAUCGGUGCCCACUGCGAUAGGUUUAGAAAUGAAAGUGGACCUUGGAGACUGGAUCAGACACUUAUUGUUGUUUCUACACCGGGGUAUCAAGGCCCAGAGCUCUGCUGCCCUUGACAUCAUUGAUCGCUGUGAAACAUCUGUGGAGGACCUACAGGCUCAGUGGGCUGACCAGUGA